This is a messenger RNA of Plasmodium cynomolgi strain B, 1011 nucleotides long. RefSeq lists its product as hypothetical. Bases 1 to 1011 code for a protein of 336 amino acids. Lineage: Eukaryota; Apicomplexa; Aconoidasida; Haemosporida; Plasmodiidae. The transcript is spliced from 2 exons. The record is from RefSeq and is a predicted model, not a curated record.
AUGGAGAAAUAUAAGACGGAUAUUUCAUAUUGGGAAAAAGAGUUUCCUUUCCUUAGCGAGGUUUGGUCUACAUUUAAUGAUUUUGAUAAAAAUGUGGAUCAUAAUAGAUAUAAUUAUAAUAAACUAUGUACUUUUAUUUUAAAAAAAGAAUAUGAGGACCUAAGUAUGUACAAUGAUUUCUGUAUGAAAGUUAUGAGAAAUUUAGGAUAUUAUUCUAUGGAAAAUAAUUCUUACAACUUUACAGAAGAGCGUUGUACCAUAUUAUAUAAUUGGAUAUAUAAUUCAAUAAUAAAAAAUCAAACUACAGUUGAUGUUGUUAAUAAAAUCUUAAAACCGCCUUAUGGAAAUAUAUUUAAUAAUCGUAUCAUGGAGAGGUGUUCUUUUAAAUCAUAUGAUGAAUUUUAUAAGGAACCAAUAAAAAUAACAUUAUUAGAUAUUUUUAUUUAUAAAACGCCAAAUAUAGAUACGUUAUUUAAAACAAAUGGAAAAAAUAAAUUAUAUGCACAAAAGUUUAUAUGUGAGUGUGUUAAAAUAUGUAAAUAUAUGAAUGAGAAAUAUUGUCCUAAUGAGGAAGGGACAAGUGAAGAUUACAGAAAUACAUGUUUAAAAUUAAAGAGUUUUAAGGCCUUAUAUAUGUCGUCUCUUUAUAAUGUAAACUAUUCAAGUCCUAUUAUACCAUCUUUAGAUAAUAUAGAUGUUGAUUUAUCAUCGAAAUGUCCAGAACAUGAAAAAAGUUUGCAAUUAGAUUCCGAUGUCGUUAAAACUCAAAUGAAAUAUUCAGGAAAUGAUUUAUUCACAGAUACUGAAGGACAGAGUAAUGUUUUUACAGAAGAUACAACUAUAUCUCAUGGAAAUAUAGAUGUUCCAAUGAAGAAAACUAUAACUACAACAAUUGGUACAUUUGCUGGUGCAUCAUUACCAUUAGUACUUUUAUAUAAGGUUAAUGCAAUAUUUUAUUUAAACAUAUGCAAAAUAUUACAUACCUAUGAUUAUACGAUGUCCUCAUAUUAA